AUGGACAAGAAUAAGAACCGCACCGAUCUACUUGCUGCUGGACGUAAAAGGCUUCAACAGUUCAGACAGAAGAAGGAUAAUAAAGGAAAUACUAGCAAAUCAUCAGGCAAAGCCUCUAAUUCUGGGCAUGAUGCAAGUGCAAAUGCUCCCAAUGAAGCGGUGACAAAACCAAAAGAAGUUGCAGGUGGAGAAAGAUCUGGGCAUGAUGCUGAAGAUCACAUUCCUUUGUCAGAGUCACAUUCUAGAGCGAAUUCAGAGCAAAUCGAUACUCUUUCUGCCACUGAUGAUCUGUCAGCAAAGACUGGUAUAGCUGGAACCACAGAGUUGGCUGCAGGGACUGUCAAGUUCCCACUAAAGGAUUAUGGAGUUGCUGAGACCAGGUGGAAUAAAAGUGCUGGUGAUGGACAUCAUGAUGUUGAUUUGUCGAUCCCACUUGGAGGUAGAUAUACUUCUAUACAUCCUGAGGACGUGGAUCCUAAUAUGUCUGGAACAUUAGAUCUAGUUGUUCCCAAAGAGGAAUCUACAGAAUCCUGUAUAUCUUUGCCCAUUGGUUUUGCAUCCCAUCCGGAGAAGAAGCAUGGGGCAGAGCAGGUAACAGAUGUAGGGGCUGUGCAGGAAGUUGGCACUUCAGGUGAGACUCAAGUUGAUGCUGGCAGGGUGAUGCAGCUUGAAGGAGAAUCUAGACUUUCUUCAAAUGAGUUUGACGAGAGUGCAGGGGGCCCUAUGGUGUCUGAUUCAGGGAGUGUCGAAGUGACCGCGGCCACCCAGCUGGACACACAACAAGAGCCUGAUGAUGCUUCAUCAUCUGUUGUUGCUAUCAAUGAUGCUGAUGAUGCUCAAGGGAGGGAUGACACACAACCUUUACCUGAUCCAGAGGUAAUAUCAGCUUCAAGUUCUGAGGUGACUGGUCUGCAGAGAGAAGAUUUAUUAUCUGAUUCAUCGUACAGAGAGAAGACAGAAAUGGUUUCUGUGUCAGGUGACUAUGCUGAAGGCGCUCAAGUAAAUUUUGGUGAUAGUAAUGCAGAAAGAUCUUUUGAGUUCAAUACUAAUGGUGCUGAGAAGUCCUUAGGACAGAAGAAGGUGGAUUUAUCUUCUGGAUCUGAUGGAAGUUUGAUCAGCCUCUCCCGGUUAGCAGAUAUAUUACGAAGCCUUGAUGAAGAUGAAUUUAGGUUCUUGUUCAUGUCAAGAGAAUUAUCUACUGAAACAUUGAGAAAUACAGACAACUUGAAGAUCUCUGAACAUCAACACUUGGCUGAUGAGAUAUCGAUGUCCAGUACGUCACUCAAUGAAGUUCAAGGGAAAAAUGAAGUGCUUGCAAAAGAACUUGCACAGUGUAGGUCUGAACUUCAGGAACUUGUUUCUGGGAGGGAAGAGCUCCAAAAGCAGCAUCACUUUUCAAUAUCCGAGGUUGAAGAACUUUCUGCCAAAAUCGAUGAGUUGCAGAAUAAACUUGAAACAACUCAAGGAGACUUGUCAAGCCUGACUUCAGAGUUGUUUGAUUGCAGGAAUUUGGUAGCAACUUUACAGAUCGAAAAUGAAAACUUAAAUCAGAGUUCUAAUCUGACGACCAAUGAGAAAAAGAAACUUCAAGAGGAGAAUGAGCACAUUGUGCUAGAGAAUGAGAAAAUGACAAGAGAGUUAGCUCAGUGCCAGACUUCUUUGGAGUUGCUGCGAUCGGAAAUUAUAGACUUAACUGAGAAUCUGGCUUCUCUGAGAGAAGAGAGGAGGAAGCUUGAGGAGGACAAGGAAUUUGUUGUUCAUGAGAAUGAUAAAUUGCUUGCCGACUUGUCCAACUAUAAGAGGAUGGUUGAAGCUUUUCAGGUGGAAAACAAGAAUUUAAAUGAUGUCCUUCUAUCAGAACCGGAAAAGAGAAAGGUGCUCGAAGAGGAAAGAGAUUUUAUUCUGCACGAGAACGAGAGACUAUCAAAAGAGUUGAUGGACAGCAAAGAUUUGGUGGCAGCUCUUCAGGCAGACGUCUCCCACUUAAAUGGGGUUCUCACUUCCGUAACAGAGGAGAGAAACAAGCUUGAAGAAAAGAAGGAAACAAAAUUCAGUGAUAAUGAUAACCAACCUCACGAGUCUGCAGAAAUCAAAACAUCAUUAUCAAGUCUGCAGGCCCCACUUAAAGGGAGUGAGGAUAGCGAAAUUCUGAUAUCGGAGAAGGCUGCAUCUGAAUGCCAUGCAGAUAGACCAUCUCGGGAGGGACUGAAAUUGGACACAUAUGAUGAUUCUUUCGGGUUUGUGGUACUGAAAAGACAUUUGGAGGAUGCCGGGAAUGUAAUGCAAAAACUUGAGAAGGCAAUUGAAGGAAUGCAUAUUCACUCAACUUCCUUGAGUAGGUCGAGUGAUAAAGUAGUUGGAUCUGGAGUAUCAAAACUUAUUCAAGCCUUCGAGUCAAAAAGUCACAGUGAUGAUGACGAUUUAGAGGAACCCCUUUCUUCUGAAGACCAAACAACAGGAGAUCUAUACAUUAUAGCCGAACAGGUAGCUCAGAAUCUGAGAGCACUGCUCAAGGAGUUAAUUCUGGAUGCUGAGAAUGCUAGUGAAUUCUGUAGAGGGAUGAAGGAGACUAAAUUGCUUGCUGAUGGGGCUGGUGCAAAGCUGAGGAGUGACUAUGAUUCUCUGAGGGAGCACAGUGAUCAUCUAGAAGAGGUAAACUUAGAGCUUAUGGUUCUAUAUGAAACUACAAGGGAGCAUGUAUGUCAUGCUAUUGCAAGAGAGGGUCAGCUUGUUAUUUUAUGUGAUGCCUUACAGAAACAAGAGCUUUCUCUAAAUUCAGAGAAUAAUGAGCUCCGAGAAAAGCUGGGUGACUUUCACUCCAAAAUUAGUGAAUUAGAGAGUCAAUUUGAUGAAAUGUGUCAAAAUUCAAAUGAGAUGGCUGCUUCUAUCUCCAAUCAAGUGAUAACACUCCAGAAAGUAGUAGUUGAAAAGGAAUCAAUUCUGGAAGAAGAAUGGAGUUCUAAUGUUGCUCGGAUUCUUCAAAAAGUUGGUGAACUGGAUGCUACCAUUGAUCCACUUGGUUCCUCCAUCUCAUUAGCAGGUAUAGAUAACAGCCUGGAUGUUGUUAGCCGUGUUUCCAUUUCUGUGAGUGCUGCCACCAAUUUGAUUGUAGGUCUGCGAGAUCAACUUGAAGCUUCGCACAAAGAUCAUCAAGCACUGUGGGACGCCUACAACGAUAAACAAGAGAAAUGUAAUACCCUGCUACACAAGAAUGAAAUGACUACCAAUACAUUGCACAGACUUUAUGAUGACCUCUGCAAGCUUGUCGGUGAAGGAUCUGGGUACAAGGACGAAACAGAAACUGUUUGGUUAAGAGGUGACUUGCUAGAUCUUUUACAUCCUGGUGUUUUUGAUAACCUCUUGGAGCAACUGAACAUGUUUCUUGGUGAGAGAAUUCAGCUUCAGUCUGCACAUAAUGAACUCAAUGCAGAGUUGACGAACAGAGCUAGAGACAUUGACAUACUGGAGAAAAGAUGUCUUCAGUCAGAUGCUAUUUUGAAGUUAGUUGAAGAUAUUGAACAAUCAGUCAGGCUGGAGGGGAUUGAAAUUUCCUCAAAUGAACCUGCCUCACGUCUAGAGUCUCUCAUCCAUUUACUACUAAAGAGAUAUAAAGAGGCUGCUGGGAGUUUAAGCAUGUCAAGAGAGGAGACUGCUUCUUGGGAAAUUCAAUUAAGUGAUUUGCAGGCACAAAUUGAACACUUGAAUUUCGUUAUUGUUCAACAUGAAAAUGAAAAUAUUGUUUUCAAGCAAAGUUUGAAAAGUGCCGAAGAGGAUGUAGUUACUCUUACUUUCAAACUACAAGAGAAAGCUGCUGAACUUGAACAGUCAGAUCAGCGGGUGUCAUCCCUUAGAGAGAAACUAAGUAUAGCUGUUACAAAGGGGAAGGGUCUGAUUUCGCAGCGUGAAAGUCUCAAGCAAUCCCUAGCUGAGACAUCCAAAGAGCUGGAGAAACGUUCUCAAGAGCUGCUAACGAAAGACACCAGGCUUCAUGAACUUGAAACAAAACUUAAGGCCUAUUCGGAGGCUGGUGAACGCAUGGAAGCUCUGGAAUCUGAGCUCUCAUACAUUCGCAACUCAGCUACUGCAUUAAGAGAAUCAUUUCUUCUUAAAGAUUCUGUUCUUCAGAGAAUAGAAGAGAUUCUUGAAGAUCUAGAGCUGCCUGAGGACUUCCAUUACAGGGAUAUCAUUGAAAAGAUUGAUUGGUUAGCAAAAUCUGUUACAGGGAACUCUUUGCCUCGUCCCGAUUGGGAACCGAGAAGCUCAGUGGGAGGAGGAUCAUACUCUGAUACUGGAUCUGGUGAUGUGGAUGGCCUGAAGGAAGACACGCAGCCAAAUCCAAAUUCCGGUGAUGACGUAAGAAGAAGAUUUGAGGAAUUGCAGAGCAAAUAUUAUGGGUUGGCUGAGCAAAAUGAGAUGCUUGAACAAUCAUUGAUGGAGCGGAACAAUCUUGUGCAGCGAUGGGAAGAAAUUUUGGACAGGGUAGAUAUGCCUCCUCAGUUGCGGUCCAUGGAACCUGAUGAUAAGAUUCAGUGGUUGGAAAGUGCAUUAUCAGAGGCUCAGAACCAGCGUUAUUCCCUCCAGCAGAAGAUUGAAAACCUUGAAACAUCUUGUGAGUCCCUAACUGCGGACCUGGUGGAUGCACAAAGAAGAAUGUUUGAGCUAGAUUCAGCUCUUGAGCAGGCUAGCAGAGAGAAAGAAAUUCUUACAAGGGAUUUGGAGAUUCUUGCUCAUGAUUAUGAUGAACUCUCAGAGAAAGCUGCUGGUUUUGAAGUAAGCAACGGAACCCUUAAUAAUGAGCUAAGUUUGUUGCAAGAGAAACUAGAACAGAAGCUCAGGUUUGAAGAAGAUAUUCGUCUUGCUGAGGCUGUUAUAAGCAGACUGCAGGGUUUGGUUGAGGAUGUUCUUCGGGAUUCUGGUAUAGAUGAUGUGGUAUUUGGUCAGGAUGGUAUCAAAUAUUUUGAAGCACUGGUGACGAAGCUUAUAUCAGCUUUUCAGCAGGCUAGCAGAGAGAAAGAAAUUCUUUCAAAGGACUUGGAGAUUCUUACUUAUGAUUAUGAUGAAAUCUCAAAGAAAGCUGCUGGUUUUGAAAUAAACAAUGGAAACCUUAAUAAUGAACUAAGUUUAUUGCAAGAGAAACUGGAACAGAAGCAAGGGCUUGAAGAAGAUAUUCGUCUUGUUGAGGCUACUAUAGGAAGACUGCAGGAUUUUGUUAAGGAUGUUCUUCAGGAUUCUGGUACAGAAGAUGUCGUAUUUUGUCGGGAUGGUACUGAGUAUUUCGAAGCACUGGUGAUGAAGCUUAUAGAAGGAUAUAAAACACUUGUGUCAGGGAAACCUAGUAAUAGUGAUGCGGCUGCCGCGCACAUUAGUGAAAAAGUUGAGCCAUCUCACAUUCCAAGAAAUACUGAUGAGCAGGAUGUAGUGAUUAUGAGCAAAAAACUGGAGGAUUAUAUGGGGGAAUUGAUGUUUUUGAAGCAGCAGAAAGAUGAAUACGUGCAGAAUAAUCAAUCCUUAGUCCAUGAUCUUGAAGCACUAGAAAUAAAAAAGAAUGAACUACAAGAGCUACUUAAUCAGGAGGAACAGAAGUCAGCUUCUUUCAGAGAGAAGCUAAAUGUUGCUGUUCGAAAAGGAAAGUCCUUGGUUCAACAGCGGGAUGGCAUGAAGCAAGUGAUUGAAGAGCUAACAGCUGAGGUGGAGCGCCUCAAAUCUGAGAUCAAUCUUAACAAAAAUGUUGUUCUCGAGUAUGACCAAAGGAUCAAGGACUUGUCUGUGAACCAAGAAAGGGUGCAAGGUUUAGAAUCUGAGAAUAUGUUCCUUAAAGACCGUGUGGCAGAAACUGAACGCUAUUUGCAGGAGAGACAGAGUAGCUUGAGCAUGAUUUUAGACACUUUGGGUGAUAUUGAUGUUGGUCUUGCACGUAAUAUUGUCGAUCCAGUUGAGAAACUGAAAGAAAUUGGGAGACACUGCCAUGGUCUGCAUACAGCUCUGGGUUCUGCUGAACAAGAAUCAAAGAAAUCUAAAAGAGCAGCUGAGCUACUGCUGGCGGAGUUGAAUGAAGUUCAAGAAAGAAAUGAUGCCCUUCAAGAGGAGCUAGAAAAAGCUUCCAGCGAGCUCUCAGAUCUUUCCGAGGAAAAGGAUUUAGCUGAAGCAGCCAAACAUGAAGCUCUAGCACGCAUUGAAAAGCUGUCUGCUAUCCACGCUGAGGAAAAGGAUAGACAGUUAUCUGAAUUCACGGUGAUAAAAUCUGUCAUGAAUCAAUUGAGGGAGGAGCUUUUUGCCAUUGACAAUGUAUUGGGGGAUGUUCUCUCCCAGGACUUGGAAGUUUUGCAGAAUACAGAAGCCAGUAUGAAAUCGUUUCUGGAACUAGGUGAUGAGCCUGACUUGAGUGCUCUAUUUAGUUCCCAUGGGAGCGUCAUUUCAAUAAAAGCAGAAAAGGAGGUUUUAAUGCCAGAAGUUGGUGCUCUCAAGGAGCGAUUGUACAAUCACCAACAUUUGCUACACAAAGAAGCGUUCCGUUUAUUUGAAGUAGCAAGGACCGUUUGUACAGAAAUUUCUUCUCAGAAACAGUCUCUUGAAGCAAUGAAGAGAAGUGUUGAACAGUUAGAAUCCACUGAGAAAGAGAGGAGUUCAGAAUUAUUUACUAUGCGUAGAAACGUUUCCUUGAUUUAUGAAGCCUUCAACAUUGCGAUUUUGGAAAUUGAAAAUACGAAGACCCAUAUGGUUGGAAAUGAUUUGUCCUCUGGAGCUCUGGAAACAAAGUUGAAGUCUCUAGCGUCUGUUGUUGGAGGGGGUGAUCUUACCGGUGAUUCCCGUGCUUUUACUGAGGAAGGCAUCAGGACCAUCCGAGACAAAUUAUUAUUGGUUAUGAAGGAUUUCAUAAGCAUGCAAACUGAUAUUCUGGAAGUUAGACAGAAGGAGAUGAAGGAUACAAUAUUCAAUUUACAGAAAGAGCUUCAGGAGAAGGACAUCGAGAGAGAGAAAAUUUGUAUGGAGCUUGUUAAUCAGAUAAAGGAAGCUGAUGCUAAGGCAAGGAGUCAUUUAGAAGACCUACAGUCUGUGAGGGCUCAGCUACAUGAUUUACAGAAACAGGUGGAUGUGAAGGAAGUGGAGCACCAGGAAUUGGAACAGAGAAUGAAAGAAUCACAAGAUCGGGAAGCCACAUCUGAGGCCUUGCAGCAGAAAGUUAAAUCUCUAUCGGAAGUGCUAGCUGCGAAAGAACAAGAAAAUGAGGCACUGAUACAAGCACUUGAUGAGGAGGAGGCUCAAAUGGAGAACCUGACAAACAGGAUUGGCGAUCUGGAAAGAGAAUUGCAACAGAAGAACAAACAAUUAGAAAACCUUGAAGUUUCACGUGGGAAGGCUUUGAAGAAGCUUUCAGUCACAGUGAGCAAGUUUGAUGAACUUCAUUAUUUGUCUGAAAGUCUCCUUUCUGAAGUUGAAAAGCUUCAGUCACAAUUGCAAGAGCGGGAUAGAGAGAUAUCUUUCCUUAGGCAAGAGGUUACAAGGUGCACGAAUGAUGCACUAUCUGCAACCCAGAUGAACAAGAAAAGGAGCUCUGAUGAAAUUCAUGAUUUUCUGACAUGGUUAGAUACACUGAUUUCUCCGGUGCAGGUGAAUGAGCUAGCUUCUGGUAGUAUGAAAGUUGAUCAGGUUAGCGAAUAUAAAGAGAGACUACAAAACCAGAUUGUGGCUUUUGUAACCGAAUUGGAGAAUCUUCGUGCGGUGACCCAGAACAGUGAUAUGCUGUUGCAAGAAGCAAGGGGUAAAGUUGAAGAGUUGACACGAAAAGAACGACAUCUUAAGAAUUCAUUGCAUGAAAAGGAGUCUCAAUUAACAAUGCUUCAAGGUGCUGGAGAUUCUGGACACACUCCAAGUGCUAGGUCAGAUAUCAUGGAAGUUGAACAAGCGACAAACAAAUGGACAACUCCUGCUACCAUUGCAUCGCAAGUUCGCAGUUUGCGGAAAACUAAUAGUGAUCAGGUUGCUGUGGCUAUAGAUAUUGAUCCGAGUAGUGACAGGUUGGAGGAGGAUGACGAUGAUAAAGCUCAUGGUUUCAAGUCGCUCACUACAUCAAGACUUGUUCCACAAUUUACGAGACCAGUAACCAAUAUGGUUGAUGGUUUGUGGAUGUCAUGUGAUCGGGCACUAAUGCGACAACCUGCUUUGCGACUUGGCCAAGCGGUCACCUUUUGGGGAAAAAAUAGAACCUUAGUAACUGGUCUUGUUGCAAGCUAG
This is a messenger RNA of Fraxinus pennsylvanica, 8232 nucleotides long. The record is from the annotation of a GenBank genome assembly. Lineage: Eukaryota; Viridiplantae; Streptophyta; Magnoliopsida; Lamiales; Oleaceae.